GGGGGCACCAAGGCUUUGGAGUUAACUGAAGCCGCGGGUACUAUUGGGCAAAGUUUCCCGGGGAUCGAUGCGUCCAGACUUCGUCCACUUUUCUCAUGUCUGCUCUAAGGCUUGCAGUUUGCAACUCUUUUAUUUGGCGCAGUGGAAAUAUUGAGCGUUCUCACUCAAAUUGAGCGGAUUAACCCUUGGGUCUUUGUCCUUAACCCCCUCACCAGUUGCCGUCCCCGGCCUUUAGGCUGUCACUUUUCUCUUUAAUACUCUUGAGCUGGAAAGCACAUGUCACAGUGCCUAGGGAGUUUGGAAGGUUGAGGGAGCGUUGAGCUUUUUGAAAUCCCUUACGAAGGUGAUUUUGAACAAAGCAACAUGCUUCUGAUUCAGAUGCUCCACUGAGCUAUAAAAAUACAUUAAUCAGAACUGUGUGGCAUCUUUCUAAGCAAGACUUUCAAUGGGGCCCACUAUGGUUUACUUCAUCCAGAAGUUUUCUCGAGCAUCUUCAAAGAUGCUGAAGUACCCUUCCACAAUCAGACUAGGAGCCAAAAGGAGAAUAGAAACAUUUUCUCUCAAAACAUGCCUCCAGCAGAACUUUUCCCCCUUGUUUCCAAGGCCUUGGCUUGUCUCAUCAUUUCCAGUGUGUAUGAGCAAGACACAAUAUUAUCACACUUCCCCAUGCAGCUUUAAGAAGAAGCAAGAGCAAGCAGUACUUCCAGCCAGGCCACCACAAACCAUCAGUUACCUGCCUGACAGCCCAAAGCCAGCAUUAUACAUAACUCUGGCAGGACUAAUCCCCUUCAUUGCUCCACCACUGGUCAUGGUGAUGACAAAGACUUAUAUUCCCAUAUUAGCUUUUACUCAGAUGGCUUAUGGAGCCAGUUUCCUAUCUUUCUUGGGAGGGAUCAGAUGGGGUUUUACUCUGCCACAAGGUAGUCCAGCCAAACCAGACUUCCUCAAUUUAGCUAAUAGUGCAGCUCCUGUUGUGUUUUCAUGGCUUGCAUUCUUUGUUUCUGAAAGACUCAGUGAAGCUAUAGUCACAGUAAUAAUAGGUUUGGGGAUAGCAUUACACACUGAACUUUUUCUCUUGCCACAUUAUCCCAAUUGGUUCAAAGCCCUGAGGAUAGUAGUCACUUUAGUGGCCUUUGUUUCAUUUGUAAUCACUUUACUAGUUAAAGAUUUUUAUCCAGAGAAGGGACCCAAGAGACUUAGGCAAGUAGAAUAAAUAUAAAACUACUCUGUAGAUGACGUUAGCACGUUGGCUAGAAGCCUUGUAAGGUUGUGUUUUGGCAUCACCUUUUUCUGCCUCUCCAGUUUAGCUCUUUUUUUCCCACCAAUGGUGAUUUAUUCUUCCCAAAUUAUUUUUCAUUUCUAGAAAUCUUUAUUUUAUAAGGAAUCACUGAGAAACAGCUUGAAAACCCUUAACAAGUCCUUUUCAUGUUAUAUUAGGUUAUAGUUCUCAUUCAGUCUUUUUAUGAACUUUAUAGUCAUCCACUUAAAAUUUUCAAUGUUUGAAU
Molecule: messenger RNA, 1505 nt
Organism: Balaenoptera musculus (blue whale)
Lineage: Eukaryota; Metazoa; Chordata; Mammalia; Artiodactyla; Balaenopteridae
Gene: TMEM69
Product: transmembrane protein 69
Exons: 3
Coding region: 446-1213 (255 amino acids)
Source: RefSeq, a predicted model, not a curated record